CAACAGGGAAAGAAGAAUCAAGAGGACGAAGGGAGUGAAUUCCCAGUGUCCAACCUCCCCGAAGAGCUUGAAUCGAAUGAAUUGGUGGAUGCUGCUGUGGAUGUCUUGCGCACUCUCAUCUACGAACGGAUCGACCACACCAUCCCUCUCAAGACUUUCCAAUGGCCCAUCAUGGAAGGGAUGAUGAAUGUUUCUUUCAUGGAUCUCCAUCUCCCAUUCGGAGUAACCGUGAGGCUGACUCAAUGCAUUUUGUUCGGGCUGGAAAAUGCGGCUCGCAAUGGAGAAGCUAGGGUGUGGAAAGAAGGAAGAACCUUUGUGGGUGUCGUACCAGCCGUCCUUGGGUUCGGUCAAUUAAACUGCACUCUAGAAUUGCAAGCCCUGUUCCUGAAUUUCCGUGAGAAAAUAUUCAUCGAGUUGAGCGAUCUCUUCAUUGUUUUGAAGGUAUAG
Darwinula stevensoni is the source of this 447-nucleotide messenger RNA. NCBI's taxonomy places the organism in Eukaryota, Metazoa, Arthropoda, Ostracoda, Podocopida, Darwinulidae. The record is from the annotation of a GenBank genome assembly.